CGAUGCUCAUUGUUUAUCGAGAGCUUUCGCGAUUCGCAGCAUGGACGGACAAGUGAGAUGUUUUUGCAGCAAAGCGCUGCUGGUUUUGUGGUUGAUUUGUGUUUCGGUCGUUUCCAUCGAAAUGGUGGAGGUGCCCGAGUUGGGUUCCACCUCGGGUGUUUACAUCGUGUACACGGAGCUACCGCAAGGUGAGCCGCAAGCGCACCACCUCAAAACGUUGGCGUCCAUCGUCGGAAGCGAACAAGCGGCGAGGGACGCUCUGCUCUACGUCUACACGCACGCAGCAACCGGCUUUUCCGCCAAGCUCACCAAAGACCAAGCCGCAGAGAUGUCCAAGCAACCUGGUGUUCUUUCAGUCCAACCCAGCAUGACUUAUCAACUGGCUUCAGGCUCAAGGACUGGAGGACUUUUUUAAAGUUCAUCCAUUAAACAUACCUACCGAUUGUAAAAUUUUUUAAAAAAAAAAGUAUCUUCAUUCAUAAAGUAGAAACUCUUAGGCAAACCCCAUUAAAGAUACUUUACGUCGAGGAGAAGAUUGUGAAAGUCGUCAGAAUUCAUCUAUAAAAAUGUAAACACAUUUUAGGACCCCUCGUUUCAUUUUCGGGCACUCCAAUCCUAGGAUCUACUUAUUUCUUCUGGAACGUAACAAUGCUAUCAAUUCACAAAAGUUUUAAUCUAUUCCAGAGCGACCUGGUGUUCUUUCGGUUCAAAGUGAUAUGGCAUCGCAGCUCUCAGGCUGAAGGACUGGAGAACUUUUUUAAACUUUAUUUAUUGCUCUUAUUUUCGACGUUCAAAAAAUUGGAUCGUAAGAAAAUAUCCUGUCAUGUGAGAAGUCGAACCUGUUUUCUUUCCCAUCAACAGCGACACGUUUUUCCAUCUCUAGAUUAUAAGUCUUUAUUUGAAGUGUUAAUAAAAUUUGUCGGAAUUAAUAUUAAGAACUGCUUUUGUACAGAAGGAAUGAAUAAAUUGUUGAUCUGUAUUUUUUUCAAUCAAA
Messenger RNA from Bemisia tabaci, 994 nucleotides. RefSeq lists its product as uncharacterized. Lineage: Eukaryota; Metazoa; Arthropoda; Insecta; Hemiptera; Aleyrodidae. The record is from RefSeq and is a predicted model, not a curated record.